GGCUCCUAGAGAAAAACGGCCACUUGUUUCUAAGCCGCCCUAAGGAAAGGUGCGUCGGACCCUCAGGGGCAGUGGUGGGCCCGCUCACCCUAAGAUCUCACCAUCGCCAUGAGCAAUAAAGAAUGUUUCAAGUGUGGACGCUCUGGCCACUGGGCCCGGGGAUGCCCUAGAGGAGGAGGAAGUCGAGGGCGCGGAGCUAGAGGCCGUGGCAGAGGUUCCCAGUGCAGUUCCACCAACCCGUCUGACAUCUGUUACCGCUGUGGCGAGUCUGGUCAUCAUGCUAAGAAUUGUGAUCUUCUCGAGGACAUCUGCUACAACUGUGGGAAAAGUGGCCACAUCGCCAAAGACUGUAAUGAGCCUAAGCGAGAGAGAGAGCAGUGUUGUUACACUUGUGGCAGACCAGGCCAUCUGGCUCGUGAUUGUGACCGUCAGGAAGAGCAGAAGUGCUACUCUUGCGGUGAAUAUGGCCACAUUCAGAAAGACUGCACCCAAGUCAAGUGCUACCGGUGCGGCGAGACAGGUCACAUGGCCAUCAACUGCAGCAAGACCAGUGAAGUGAACUGCUACCGCUGUGGCGAGUCUGGACAUCUGGCCAGAGAAUGCCCCAUUGAGGCUACCGCUUAAUUUUUUUUUCUUUGUCCCUCCCUCCUUUUGUUGAUAGUUAAUUGUAUUAUUUUCUCUGAAACCAUUUCACUGACCAAAAGUUGAUAGAGGCUACUCCCAGGCUAGGAGGGAAGGGCUGCAAAAAAAUCUCCAAAAAAGUUCACUUUUAGAUGUCUUCUACUGUAAAUGUGUUUCUGCACCACUGGUGAAUCUGAUCGACAGACAUUCUGGGUAUUAGGCAAUUUCUAGGUUCUUUGUGUUUCGCUUUAACAUUUAGUUAAGUGCUACUCUGUGUGCCAGCCCCUAUUGGAGGAAUUGGGUAUCUAUCAAUGAACAAAUGAGAUCAAGUUUGGGAACUUAGGCCUAGAAUCUGUUGAAAAAUAAUAUAAUGUGUCAGUGAAGAUAAAUUGCUGUAGAGGUAAAAGGAUGGAAUAUGGGUGGACAUGUGGUUCUGUCUUAGAUACACAAGGUACCCUGAGGAGACGACAUUUUCCUCAGAGAUUCAUUACAUAAAUAAAGCUGAUUCUAGAAAUGUGUA
Molecule: messenger RNA, 1141 nt
Organism: Hyaena hyaena (striped hyena)
Lineage: Eukaryota; Metazoa; Chordata; Mammalia; Carnivora; Hyaenidae
Gene: ZCCHC13
Product: zinc finger CCHC-type containing 13
Exons: 1
Coding region: 109-624 (171 amino acids)
Biological process (GO): positive regulation of cytoplasmic translation
Cellular component (GO): cytoplasm
Molecular function (GO): translation regulator activity; zinc ion binding; single-stranded RNA binding
Source: RefSeq, a predicted model, not a curated record